GCAGUACGAAAAGUCAACCCUAAUAGCAGCUGGGGAAAUGGAUAUUCUAUCAAUUGUUUCAUGGAUCUUUGUAAUAUUAUGGCUCUCAACGAGCUGCAGCGGCAAGCGCAAUUGGGAUGCUGAGACCCUGUUUGUGAAUAGCUCCACUUCGGAUGAAUCCCUUUUGGGAUUUACGACGGAAAUUGUGCGCCAGGGUCGUGAUAAGCCUACGUUCUCAGCAGUUUUAGACUUUCAUUACCAACUGGAUGAUACGACUACGGUCGAGGUGUUGAUCUAUCACAGUCAAACGGGCGGCGAAGAUGAUUACAAGCUGAUGCCGUGGAACGUGCCGCAGAAACCUUUUACGGAAUUCAUAGCCGAGUACUAUAAGGAUUUGCUCUAUGCCAAUUUGGGCAGCUGUUCGAAUUUAGCCGAGCCUGGCAAAGAAAUUCCAUGGCCUAAGAUUACCUACAACUUUGAGAAGUGCAUGAUAACGGGCGAUGGCAUGCCUGAAAUAGCGCCAGAAGGAUACUAUAAGAUAUUCUUCGCCGCAACGGGCCCAGUUGACUGGAACUUCGUUUAUGGCAUGAAGAUUGUGUCUAAGAGCAAUGCAAUGGGCUAUUAGUUAUUGUAAAUUGCGUAACAAGUGUCACAUACAAUUA
Molecule: messenger RNA, 641 nt
Organism: Drosophila navojoa
Lineage: Eukaryota; Metazoa; Arthropoda; Insecta; Diptera; Drosophilidae
Source: RefSeq, a predicted model, not a curated record